AUGAAUCACCUCCAUAACUACUCUAAUUCAUCGUUCAAUCAAUCCUCUCCAAUGGCUCAAUACCGAUCUGCCGCCCCUCUCCCCCAGGGCUUCUCAGUCUACCAGCCUCAACUCGGCGCUCAGCUGCAGUUCUUCCCUGCUCUCGGCUCGCAGGAACUCGAUGACAUGAUCAACGCCUACGUUCCUGGAUCUGCUGCUCUCAAGGAAAAGCGGGCAACCGUCUCGCUCGACUUUUUGGAGCACACACAGCUUACGGGCCAGACAUUCAAGUUCUACCCCGUCUACUCAUCCAGCCCCGUCGCUGCCUCUCCAGCCAUUUCCACAUCUUCCUUUAGCAACACAUCUCCCGUCAACUCAACGUGGGACUGGAGUCAAGCCUCCGCAUCUCCCGCAGUGUCUUCUCGAUCUUCCAGUUCCAAGAGCCGCAAGGCCUCUCAGUACUCUACGCCUGAUCUUUCACACCUCCCUGGCAUGAAGAUCAUGACCAAGGACGGCCAGGAUGUCACAGAUUCUGCCUCUCGAGGAUCAAAGACAAAGGAGCAGCGCGAUCACGCACACCUGAUGCGCAUCAUAAAGGCCUGCGAUAGCUGCAAAAGAAAGAAGAUUCGAUGCGACCCCAGCCACAAGAAGCGAACAGUCGCUCAGCCUCAAUCUGCCGCAAAGCAAGCAAAGAAGGCACGCACAGCAGCAGCAGCGGCUGUCGCAGCAGUGGCAGCGGCACCACCGCAGAAAUCAACUUCUGCAGUGGCUUUAGCUAGAGGGCAACACGACAAUCCAGACAUACCAAUGUCCAUGUUUGGCAUCGAUCCAACCUUUACAUUUGCUGGCUUAGACAGCGUCGAGUCCCAGACAUACGAAUCAUGGGAAGAGUUUAUCCAAUACCCCGUGGACAUCGCCGAUGAGAAUUACGACUUCUUCCUUGAUCCCGAAGGCUACCUCUCCUCCCAGUCUUCCGCUUCCUCUUCUUCUGCGUCGCCCCCCAAGGCCUUUACGCCAGCGUCACAGCAAGAUCUGCAAGUGUCAUUUGGCUUGGAGGAACGCGAGGGAUUCUCAUCCGAGUCGACAUCACCAGAGCUACCAUUCCUGCAAGACAACCACACUGGCGUCAAUAACUACACCGACUUCAGCCUAUUCUCGCCCUCAUCAAGCUUCUCUGAGGAUGACCGCAUGCUUUCGAUUUCGUCUUCGCGCACUCUGAGCCCGACCCAGCCUUCUGCAUCAGAAUCUGAUUCAUUCGUCUAUGGCGGCUUCGAUGUUGAUGGCCAAGGCCUUGCAGCUGGCGGUAGCGGUUCGAGCGAGCUGGUCUCUCCCGCCGGGGAGACUGGCUUAGUCGCGGCCGCCGACACGAGCUUGCCGUGGUAUGAUCCGGGCUCCGGCCCGAGUGACUCUCGUGCACAAGACUCGCGAGCCGGCAUAAGUAUAACACGGCCCGCAGGAUGGGUAGGUGAUGUGCGCAUAGCGUACUCGCCGGGUGGCUCGGUACUUGUUACGGCAUCAUCCGCAAGCGGUACAGAAGUAAUUGCGAACCAUGCAAUUGCGAAUAGCGCACCACUUGCUCAACUAGAUACUUCUCGAUCUGGAUCAAUUGCAAUUGCUAUUACUGGAAGGGAUACAUCAGCCGAAAUUACUACGAGCCAAGCGACAAGCACUGCACUGCAGUUCGGCGGCGAACCUCAAGAUGAGCUCAAAUCAUACGGCCAUUCGCCAACUGAGCGUGGCAGACUCCGAAGUGAAACACCAGUUGGUGAUUCAGCUAGGUUGUUUGGCCAACAAGCCGUCUUCCGAACCGAAACCUCGAGCGCCCAAGCAAACGCCUCGCCCUCUGCGCUGGCGACCGCCGCGAACCAUUCAGUCCAGCUUUCGACGGGCUCGGUAGAGUCCUCCUCGAUGGCCCAGACCGAGAAUUUCGUUGUCGACAGCGGCAUCAACCCCGAGGGUCCCCCCGGCGGCUUACAGCUAUUAUAUGGCACCACGCCCGAUGCUCUUCUGCUUGGCUCGGCCGCAUUUGCGAACGCCAGCGAGGAUGCUACGACGGAGAGCCCACAAGCUUCGUUCGCCACUAUUCUUGGAGAGUCACGCAUACUUGCUACAGAAGCCAAUGGCAGUGCGAGUGGCCUAGCUGCUCAGCAGAGCGGCGAAGCCCAGAGCCAGCAGCAAGCAGCAGCAUCUGUUGCCGAGGACGGCAUCCGACCAGCCUCGCUGUUGCUCCUCCAGACGUCGCCCAAGCGCUAUGCUGCAAGCGACGAUGGUGCCGACUUUGGCACAGAGAGGAGCUUCAACAGGUGGAUCGGUGUUCAAGCGCUGGCACAAGCCACGCUGGUCAUUCUGAUUGGCAUACUGACUGCAACGAUGCUGGCCGGCCUCACGGGAUCCUCAGCAGCGUUCUGCUUGGCCUCUCUGGCGCCCGCCAUGGGAGCUUGCCUCCAACGCUUUGCGGUUCUCGACAGCAACUCCAAGCCUGUUGGAACGAUGCCAUCGGCAACGCUUUAUUGCAAUUUCCCAUCAAUAUCUGGGGUAAUGAAGUUCGAACCUACCCUUCCAGAUAUCGAAGAAGAGUCUAAGGUCCUCCCACUUGAUCUUGAAGAGUCAGAGGAGAGACUUUUUGUUGCCAUCCUGCUCCUGUCUGUGCUUGAACUUUCACACCUCAACGAGAAGAAGUCAUCUUGA
Trichoderma gamsii is the source of this 2667-nucleotide messenger RNA. RefSeq lists its product as hypothetical. Gene Ontology annotation, molecular function: zinc ion binding; DNA-binding transcription factor activity, RNA polymerase II-specific. NCBI's taxonomy places the organism in Eukaryota, Fungi, Ascomycota, Sordariomycetes, Hypocreales, Hypocreaceae. The transcript is spliced from 8 exons. The coding region runs from base 1 to 2667 and encodes 888 amino acids. The record is from RefSeq and is a predicted model, not a curated record. Gene Ontology annotation, biological process: regulation of DNA-templated transcription.